GGUCUACGGAGGUCUCUCAAUCAACAUCUUCUCAUUUCUCAGACGUGGUUUGCCACAAGUCCGGUGGGCGCGGCGCCGACGAUUAGAGAGAGAGAUAAAAGAGUGACGAAGAGAUAAUCAGAAAGUUUUAUAUAUAUAUAGAGAGAGAAACAUAAAGAGAUUGAGUUCAAGGAGAAUGGCGAUCAGGAAGCUUCUGCUUCUAUUGAAACCGAUUGAUCCGUACCCAUUUCUUCAAUCAGGAGGUGUCUCGCUCAUCAAGAACCCUCAGGUUCUUAAGUAUCUAGAAAGCAGGUGCAAAGUACACAGGAAUGCUAUAAACCUUUGUCAGGAGAUACUAAAUAAGAAGGCAGUUGAAUGGAAACCCAUUUCACGCAAUGAUGUAUCGAAUCCCAUUCGUGAUGUUGAUAUGGUCAUCACCGUUGGUGGAGAUGGCACCCUCUUGCACGCCAGUCAUUUCUUAGACGAUUCUGUUCCUGUUCUUGGAGUCAAUUCUGACCCAACACAAGCUCUCGAGGUGGAAGAGCUGAGCGAUCAGUUUGACGCUAGUAGAAGCACUGGUCAUCUUUGUGCCGCAACAGUUGAGAACUUUGAACAGGUACUGGAUGACAUUUUGUAUGGCAGAAUAGUUCCUUCGAAAGUAUCGAGAAUAUCAGUGAAGUUAAACACAGAGCCUCUUCUCUCACACGCACUUAAUGACGUUUUGAUCGCACACCCAUGCCCUGCAGCGGUUUCAAGGUUCUCGUUCAAGAUAAAGAGCAAAGAUGGCUACACCAGUCAAAAGACAGUGAACUGCCGCUCGAGCGGCCUAAGAGUCUGCACAGCAGCUGGCUCAACUGCAGCAAUGCUGUCAGCAGGUGGGUUCGUGAUGCCAAUGUUGUCUCGUGAUCUCCAGUUUAUGGUUAGAGAGCCCAUCUCUCCCGGUUCAAGGGCCACUCUAAUGCAUUCAUCCUUCAAACCGGAUCAGUCCAUGGAUGUUAACUGGUACUCAGACCACGGCACCAUCUACAUGGACGGUUGUCAGGUUCGAUACAACGUGCAGCUCGGUGAUACGAUCGAGAUAUCAUCUGAUGCGCCGGUCUUAAAUGUGUUCUUGUCUCAAGGGUUUAGUCAGGUCAGAUCAAGGUACUAGAUUUGUUCAUAAAAAGUUAAGAGUUGGUACAUUGAGAGACACUUUGGACCCACUUUGUCUAUAGAUAUGGAUUCGUUGAUUCUUUGAUGCUUGAACAAGUUUUAAUUGAAGUUGCUAUCUUUCUUGAACCAAGAACGUGGAUGUAUAUGAUCCACAUGGGUAUAAAUAAAUGUUGAGAAUUAGACGCAUCA
Brassica rapa (field mustard) is the source of this 1320-nucleotide messenger RNA. Its product is annotated as NADH kinase. NCBI's taxonomy places the organism in Eukaryota, Viridiplantae, Streptophyta, Magnoliopsida, Brassicales, Brassicaceae. Gene Ontology annotation, biological process: NADP+ biosynthetic process; NAD+ metabolic process. The record is from RefSeq and is a predicted model, not a curated record. Gene Ontology annotation, molecular function: NAD+ kinase activity.